Molecule: messenger RNA, 603 nt
Organism: Anopheles marshallii
Lineage: Eukaryota; Metazoa; Arthropoda; Insecta; Diptera; Culicidae
Product: akirin
Exons: 4
Coding region: 1-603 (200 amino acids)
Biological process (GO): positive regulation of innate immune response; positive regulation of transcription by RNA polymerase II
Cellular component (GO): chromatin; nucleus
Molecular function (GO): transcription coregulator activity
Source: RefSeq, a predicted model, not a curated record
AUGGCGUGUGCAACGUUAAAACGUUCGCUCGACUGGGAAAGCCUAAACCAGCGGCCGACAAAACGGCGAAGAUGUCAUCCGUUCGGCAGCCCCAGCCAGAGCCCGUCCGCUUCCUCCUCCCCGUCGGCCUCAUCUUCCACAUCCGUUGCGGCGGCCGCCGCUGCCGCAUCGAUGCGCGUCAUGGAACCCAAACCGUCGCCUUUUGCAGAAGCCACCUGUUCCAAGCUAACACCAGAAAAAAUGGCACAAAAUAUCACUGAGGAAAUCAAAAGACUGCACCGCAGGAAACAACUCACUUUUAACAGCCACAAUGUCGAACGCAUGCAGGAUUCCGAAUCGAGCGGCUCAGAAAUGGGCCCGGACAGUCCCCGCCGACCAGACAGUCCACCGAGCAUGGUGAAAAAUCCGGAGAAAGCCCUGUUUACCUUCAAGCAGGUACAAAUGAUCUGUGAGCGUAUGUUGAAAGAGCGAGAGGAUGCCUUGAGAGAGCAAUACGAUGCAGUGCUGACCACAAAACUAGCCGAACAGUAUGAUGCAUUUGUAAAGUUCACAUACGACCAAAUACAGAGACGUUACGAAGCAGCGCCAAGUUACCUCUCCUAA